UCACAUCCGUCGGAAAUGAAGUCCAGUUGAAUGAGCGCGUGCCGUCCGAGACAUGUUGAAGGUGUUCCAGGUGUGUGUCCGCCGCCAGCUGUGGAGGAGUCUCAGCUCCGCGGCGGGCGAUGUGCGCCGGCCGCGCCGCGGUUCGAACCGGACCCAGGUCCAGAGCUGCACCGUAGACACAAACCUGGAGGAGGAGUUCGUGUUCCUGGACUGUGCAGUUCCAGAGGAGGACCCCCGUUAUGAGGAGCAGCUCAUCCAUCAGCUCAGAAUUUCCUUGGCUACUUCUGAACCAGCUCCUGUUGCUCAGGUCUCCCUUCAGAAAUACCAGAGGUCUCUGGAGCGUCAGCUGCAGGUGUUAAAGGGUGAUGCCCUGCAGGAGGCGGAGCUAAACUCCCUCAUUGACUUCCAGGAUGCGGACUUCCCGUUGGACGAGAACCUCGUUAAGUCCAAUAAGAAGAAGAAGAAGAAAGAGCAGAAAGGCGAGCACAAGAUCUUUGGGACUCCGGACGUGGACGUGCCGAUUAGCGACACCUGCUGCUCGGGCUGCGGUGCCAUUCUGCACUGCACCGCCAGCGACGUCCCCGGUUACCUGCCCAGCGAAAAGUACAAGGUCCUGCUGCAGGAGGAGAAACUGGGCGGAGCCAGCUGCCAGCGCUGCCACCUCCUCAACUACCACCACAAGGCCCUGAACCUGAAGCUGUCCCACGACCAGUACCGGGAUGUGGUGCAGCAGAUCCGCACCAAGAAGGCGCUGGUGCUACUCCUUGUAGACCUUCUGGACCUGCCGGACUCCAUCGUUCCUGACCUGCCAGGCCUGGUGGGAACCAACAAGCACGUUGUCGUCCUCGGCAACAAAAUUGACCUUCUGCCCAAAGACGCGCCCAACUACCUGCAGCGCAUCAAACGGCAGCUGUCCCAGUACUGUCAGGACGCCAGCUUCAGUUCUCAGGUGACGGAUGUCCACCUGAUCAGUGCCAAGACCGGCUACGGCAUCGAGGCCCUGAUCUCCAGACUGCAGCGGUCCUGGAAGUACAAAGGAGACGUGUACAUGGUGGGCAGCGCCAACUCUGGGAAGUCCACGCUCUUCAACACGCUGCUCGAGUCCGAUUACUGCAAGUCCAGAGCCGUCGAUGUGAUCGGCAAGGCCACCAUCUCGCCGUGGCCCGGGACCACCCUGAACCUGUUGAAGUUCCCCAUCAUCAACCCCACCCCGUACAGGAUGUUCAAGCGUCUUGAGCGCCUGAAGGAGUCGGCGCAUCAGACGGAGGCGGAGCUUGAGUUCAACGAGCUGAAGAAGCUGCAGCAGCUGAGCAAACACGGAUACUUAGUGGGCCGCGUUGGUCGAACGUUCCGGCACAACAGAACCAAGCUGAAUGAGAUCCAGUUUGACCCGGACAGUUUGGCAUUUGGAGAAAACGAAGAUGCAGAUUCUACAAUGCCAGUUGUCAGCAGUCCACGUGAGGAGCUGAGCUUCAACGAGGUGAAGGACGCCCACUGGCUGUUCGACACGCCGGGAAUCAUGAAGGAACGCGACAUCCUCCAUCUGCUGCAGGACCACGAGGUCCAGCUGGUGGUUCCGACUCAAGCCAUCAUCCCACGAACGUUCGUGUUGAAACCCGGUAUGAGUCUGUUUGUGGGAGCUCUGGCCAGGAUCGACUUCCUGCAGGGAGGACAGUCCUGCUGGUUUUCUGUCAUGGCUUCUAAUCGUGUCCCAGUCCACAUCACCCAUUUGGACAAAGCUGACAAAGUCUACGAGAAACACGCAGGCGACAUCCUGCUGGGAGUGCCUGCAGGAGGCUCGGAGAGGAUGAAACAGUUUCCUGCCUUGGUCCCUCAGGACUUCACCUUGGAGGGCCGAAGUUACCUGGAAGCUGCUGCUGACAUCACACUGUCAUCUGCAGGUUGGGUAGCUUUGACGGCAGUGGAGGGGGACCAGGUUCAGGUGAGGGUCCACGGUCCGGCAGCAGCAGGCAUCAGAUUGCGGACGCCGCCGCUGCUUCCUCACAUCGUGUCUCUAAAAGGAAAACGAGUUCCUAAAUCUGCCACCUACAAACCUCUGAAGACCGUAGGGAUGCUGGACGGAAUGUCUGCUGACGGCGCCCAGACGCUGCAGGUCAAGAAGAAGAAGUAGUGAAUGGACAGGAGGACAGGCGUUUUUUUACUGCACUCCUGUCCUGCAGACGGUUGAAGCUCCGCCUCUAAGGUUGAGCUACAGACAUGCAACAGUCUCUGCCUCCGUGGCAACAAACAGUGGAACUCGUCUCCAGCAGAAAGAUCCGGAUCCUUGGAUCGGCUCGGGUCCAGGCUUUGUUCCGUUUGGUAGAAAUGCUCAAACCCACGGCUGUGAUUGGUCGACUCCACCCGUGUCCGAGCAGAACCAAAACCACCUCUGAAUG
Molecule: messenger RNA, 2396 nt
Organism: Nematolebias whitei (Rio pearlfish)
Lineage: Eukaryota; Metazoa; Chordata; Actinopteri; Cyprinodontiformes; Rivulidae
Gene: noa1
Product: nitric oxide associated 1
Exons: 9
Coding region: 53-2131 (692 amino acids)
Molecular function (GO): GTP binding
Source: RefSeq, a predicted model, not a curated record